ACCGGAUCGUCAAAAGCUCACAAAUUGCAUGAGAAUGUAUUGGUGACACGUGCAGAAUAUUCAUCACAUUUUAGGUUCGAUAUGGUAUUGAACUACUUUCUCUUGAUUACGGAAGCAAGGACUGUGUUGUGUUGCGGACAGAACCAGGAAAUAUGAAGCAUUUUCUACUGGAGACGUACAGGACAACUGGUGAUGGAGAAGCAGUAUGUUUUUGAAACCUCUUACGGACGACGAUCAACGGGGAAUUACCUUCGAACUCUCAUUUUUCUCAUUGAAGAUAAUCACCUGUCUGGUCGACCUUAGUGAAGCAACGAUCGAGCAGUGGUAGAUUCCAAUGGACGUUCUUGGCUUCUAUAGAGAUGCACCCGUUGAUAUUCAGGAACGUUUGAUCCAAGCGAUGACAUGUGAGGUUUUUGGCUGGUGGGUCUAUGAGAGCAAAACCCGGACCAUCAUCGUCAAGAAUUUACACAGUCUCUACAAUGCGGUUGACUGUGAAGAACAGUGCAAUCUGAUUCUGCUCUCCGUUUUGAGUGGGAUACCUCGAAAGAUUGUUGUAGAAACAAGCUACACCGAGAGCUUCUCACACUACCAGCGGAUACUCAGUUACGAGAAGGAGAUUGACGUCGAGACAAAGAUCUGGUUCUGUAAGAAGAUGCUUCACAGGAUUCCCGUCGAGUUUGUGUACAAUCCUCACGACGGCAGUCAAAUCAUGGACUCACAGGAGGAACAAAACUAUACUCUGCAUGAUGAGGGAAGUUCUCAGAAUUCAUAAACAUCGUAUGUGAUCAGACCACGGUGAGUACACCGAAUUCAAUCAUCAUCAGGCAAAGAGAUGUGCUCAUUUUUAGCUACCAAUAAAUCCAGUGUGGCCAACGUAGACGUUGACUCUAACUGGCAAACUCGAAGAAAUACAACUCUUAACUCCUCGUCAGAAAAGUCUUGAAACUGUUUCUGUCUUGAACUGUAUUGCUCUCCAAUACUUUCUUCCUUUCCAGCUUAAGACUUGGAGUCGUGUUAUUACGAAUUAUGUUCUUAAACAGGAUGUGCAUCAGAUGGCAAAUAAAAGCAACUCCGGUGGCUAAAUUUAUGCUUUUUCCUAUACUCUUCUUAUUCGAAUCGUUACUCUCCAACGUGUGUACGUAUUCUUAACCCUUCAUGCAAUAAAACC
Marchantia polymorpha subsp. ruderalis is the source of this 1168-nucleotide messenger RNA. Lineage: Eukaryota; Viridiplantae; Streptophyta; Marchantiopsida; Marchantiales; Marchantiaceae. The record is from the annotation of a GenBank genome assembly.